GAUCCAGUUUCCUAUGCCACAGCUGAUGUAUCCGCCGAUUCCUAUGAAGAAAGCACGAGUUCGGCCACAGACAUGAUCAAGAUUUCACAUCUAAAAUUUGGGAUCAGUCAAUGGAAUGAAAGCGGAACCGGAGUAAAAGCACAAGAAGAUUACCCUAUGCAUGAUGUCUCGCGGAAGAGUAGUAGUACAGCGCCCAGACUACCUCCUCUCGAUACGGUUACCUAUACGUUUGUCGCUAUAGAGGCGUCAUUUCUGCACCCAACCAUGGAAAUUCCAGCAUCUUCUGUUGAUUUAUCCGGGAAUUUGGAGCUUCAAGCUUUACGGUUGAACCACCAGUCCAUGUUUGAGGUUGCGGACAAUGUCGUUAUCGCUCGGGCCACUUCUGCCGUCGCUGUGGCAUUCUUGUGGUAUGAUACGUGCCUCACCUUGGGGGAUGAGGUCGGUCCAGUUUAG
Messenger RNA from Acaulospora colombiana, 453 nucleotides. NCBI's taxonomy places the organism in Eukaryota, Fungi, Glomeromycota, Glomeromycetes, Diversisporales, Acaulosporaceae. The record is from the annotation of a GenBank genome assembly.